AAGACGAUCCUGCUGCUCUAAGCCAUCAGCAAUCCUUAGCAUAGGGGCACCCUCAUUCCUGUCAAGUCAUCUUGUGAAAGGCUGCCUGCUUCCAGCUUGGCUUGGAUGUGCAACCUUAAUAAAACUCACUGAGGUCUGGGAGAAAAUAGCAGAUCUGCAGCAGAUAGGGCAGAGGAAAGGGUCUAGAAUAUGUACACGCAGCUGACUCAGGCAGGCUCCACGCUGAACGGUUACACAGAGAGGAAACAAUAAAUCUCGGCUACUAUGCAAUAAAUAUCUCAAGUUUUAACUAAGGAAACUAUCAUUACAGUGAAAUAAAAAAUAACAUUUUAGAGCAAAGCUAACAAAUGGCUAGUUUUCUGUGAUUCUUCUUCAAAAGCUUUCUUUGAACGGGAAAAAGUCAAAGAAACAAGCAGUUUUACCUGAAAUAAGAACUAGUUUAAAGGUCAGAAGAAAGGAACAAGUUUUGCUGAGAGACACGGAAAGAGAGUGCUGGCAGUACAAUGACAGUUUUCUUUUCCUUAGCUUUCCUCGCUGCCAUUCUGACUCACGUAGGGUGCAGCAACCAGCGCCGAAGUCCAGAAAACGGUGGGAGAAGAUAUAACCGGAUUCAGUAUGGGCAAUGUGCCUACACUUUCAUUCUUCCAGAACACGACGGGAACUGUCGUGAGAGUACGACAGACCAGUACAACACAAACGCUCUGCAGAGAGAUGCUCCACACGUGGAACCGGAUUUCUCUUCCCAGAAACUUCAACAUCUGGAGCAUGUGCUGGAAAAUUAUACUCAGUGGCUGCAAAAAUAUGUUUGUUCUUUAUCUCUUGCAGAUUGAGAAUUACAUUGUGGAAAAUAUGAAGUCGGAGAUGGCCCAGAUACAGCAGAAUGCAGUUCAGAACCACACGGCCACCAUGCUCGAGAUAGGAACCAGCCUCCUCUCUCAGACUGCAGAGCAGACCAGAAAGCUGACGGAUGUUGAGACCCAGGUGUUAAAUCAAACUUCUCGACUUGAAAUUCAACUGUUGGAGAAUUCAUUAUCAACAUACAAACUAGAGAAGCAACUUCUUCAACAGACAAAUGAAAUUCUAAAGAUUCAUGAGAAAAACAGUUUAUUAGAACAUAAAAUCUUAGAAAUGGAGGGAAAGCACAAGGAAGAGUUGGAUGCCUUAAAGGAAGAGAAAGAGAAUCUUCAAGGCUUGGUUACUCGUCAAACGUACAUAAUUCAGGAACUAGAGAAACAGUUGAACAGAGCCACCACCAACAACAGUGUCCUUCAGAAGCAACAGCUGGAGCUGAUGGACACAGUACACAACCUCGUCAACCUUUGCACUAAAGAAGGUGUUUUACUAAAGGGAGGAAAAAAAGAGGAAGAGAAACCAUUUAGAGACUGUGCAGAUGUAUAUCAAGCUGGUUUUAAUAAAAGUGGAAUCUACACUAUUUAUAUUAAUAAUAUGCCAGAACCCAAAAAGGUAUUUUGCAAUAUGGAUCUUAGUGGGGGAGGUUGGACUGUAAUACAACAUCGUGAAGAUGGAAGUGUGGAUUUCCAAAGAGGUUGGAAAGAAUAUAAAAUGGGUUUUGGAAACCCUUCUGGUGAAUAUUGGCUGGGGAAUGAGUUUAUUUUCGCCAUAACUAGUCAGAGGCAGUACACACUGAGAAUCGAGUUAAUGGACUGGGAAGGAAACCGAGCCUAUUCACAAUAUGACAGAUUCCACAUAGGAAAUGAAAAACAAAACUACAGGUUGUACUUAAAGGGUCACACUGGGACAGCAGGAAAACAGAGCAGCUUGAUCUUACAUGGUGCUGAUUUCAGCACUAAAGAUGCUGAUAAUGACAACUGUAUGUGCAAAUGCGCCCUCAUGCUAACAGGAGGCUGGUGGUUUGAUGCUUGUGGUCCAUCCAAUCUAAAUGGAAUGUUCUAUACAGCGGGACAAAACCUUGGAAAACUGAAUGGGAUAAAGUGGCAUUACUUCAAAGGGCCCAGUUACUCCUUACAUUCCACAACUAUGAUGAUUCGACCUUUGGAAUUUUGAAGACAUAGUGUCAGAAGAAAUUAUGAAAACAACAAAGAAAUCUGGAGAAGCUACCAGAUGAGAAACUGCUUGAAAACUUCUGAAGCAAAAUAUUGUCUCCCUUCCCACAACAAGUGGCAGUUAUGUGAAAUCAGCAAGGUUCUUGACUAUGGAUUUGGAACCUUUUGAGUUCACAAAAGUCCCUGCUUGGGGUUCCCGUGCUCAUGUGGCUUGACUGCAGAGAAUGCCACUUACUGUCAUACUUUAAAAAGGGAAGAAACUGCUCAGUUUUUUUUGCAUUUCAAACUACUACUGGAUCUUAUUUUGGAACUGUGGUAGCCAGAUGAUAAGUAUGGUUUAUUUUAUGUAAAACCGAAGAAGAAAUGAACACCACCACCACCAACAACUAAAAGAAUAUACAUGAAGAAUAGAAACAGGCCUGCCAUAAUCCGUUGGCAAAGGUGUAUCACACCAGUGAAAUGGUGUUAUUUCUAUGCAAAUCGACUAACAAUUUACACUGUUGCAAAGUUUUAAUAAAAAUUAAGGAAGAAUGGCAUUGCCCUCUGAGUUGGUUAAAUGUUAAUGGAUUUCAGAAGCCUUAAUUCCUAAUUCAUACCUACUAGUUGAUUUCAGUUAACCCAUCUUCAAAUAUAAAUUCCACUUUGUUAAACCAUGAUGAAUUGUAGUGCAUGAAGAAUAACAGUGUGAGAUAGAAACAUGCUCCAUUACUCUUUGAUUUUUUGAUAUGGUUCUCAGAAAAAAAUGGACGUCAUCAAGUAUGGGUAUAUAAGGUGAAAAAUUAUCCCCUCCAUGCUACAGUUUUCAUUUACUUUAAAAACUGACUGACUGAUACAUAAAUAUAUUUAUAGCCUGAGCAAAGUUGAAAGAAUGUGAAAUAUAUCAUCAAGCUCUUAAAAUAAUAUACAUGCAUUUAAUAUUUCCUUUGAUAUUAUACAUGAAAGCAGCUUUUUAGAGUGUAUGAAGUUGAAGUAAAACCAAGUAAACUGGAACAGUUUAUUUUACAGUACUUUCUUGCAUGUGUACACGUAAGUGUAACUUCAUUAUUUUUAAAAUAAUGAUUUUUAAUUCUUCACCCUAUUAUUUCAUGCUAAUUUAAUUUUUGCUAAUUAACUGAAACAUGCUUUUCAGAGUUACCCUGUUCCAGUUUCUAUAAAAGACACAUUUUGAAGACUAUGAAAAAUAAAAGAAAUUAUAAAUAUCAUUGUACAUAACAUGUUUAUAUCCAUGGUAAACCUAAUAGUUGUUUAAUCUGGAAUACGUGAUAUUCUUUAAUUGAUGCAAAUAAACACAAGUUUUCAAAGAAAUUUACUAUACUACUUUACGAAGUACAUUAUUUCUUUAUAUUUUUCUCCUUCAGACCCUGUUUUCUUAGCCAGUUUCUGAUUUUUAAAAAUUAUUAUUAGUGAAAAAAAUUGGCAAAACUCUGUAUUAUACAAAAGGGGAACACACACCUACAUAGAGUCAUAUUAAUAAGAAAAUUCUGACUGCUAGCUGCUGUAAAUCUCUUAAUGAAAAUAUGCCCAUGGGAUCAUCUUUUUUAAGUGAAUUGGGGUAUAUAUUUUUUGUUGCAAUUUGAAGUUACUACAGUAUUUUAUCAAGAAGUACUUUCUGAUUCUAAGUGUUCAAGGUUACAAUAGUGAACAGUUUUUAUCAAAACAUGAGUUACUGUGACAUAAAAAAUUGAAAUACAUGUAUUUCAAUUGGGUGUCCUCUUAGAAAAAAAAGUUUUUUGCUUUUUUGUUUUUUUUUAAGGCAACAUUACCAAUUUCAGACCUGGUGACUUCAUCUAUUGUGCCUUCAUGGUUCUCUUCCAUGUGAGAGAAUAGAGCUAUUCACAGUUUUAAGAGAAUAUUUUUUAAAACUUAGCAUCAAGUCUUUAUAUAUUUGUGCCUGUGUAUACAACCUCAUUUUGCCUUACAUGUGAUAUUUACAGGCGAUAUACAGUUUUUCUUUUUCCAGUGACUUCUUCAUAGUACUGUUUAUCCUCUCUCUCCAAAAACCGUCUUGAUUGUUUUCAUUAAGUGAAUGAACGUGAGUGUUUUGUUUUUUUGUUUUUCUACAGAUUUUUUAAACCAGUCUUUUGAUAAGAAAUACUAUUUCCCAAGUCAUAGUACAAAAAUAAAAUGAAAUUAAAAAAAAAAAAAAGAAAGCAUGAUAUUUACUGUUUUGUUAUCUGGGUUUAAAAAAUGAAAUAUUGUUUUCAAUUAUUUAUAAUAAAGCAGUAUAAAAUAUUUUAUGACUCCAUUAUGUGCAUUGUGUAAUGCUUACAUGUUUGUGGCCAUUUAAUGUGUAUAUUCUUUGCAUUUAAUUAUUUCAGGAUAAGAUAAUUAGGAAUUAGGAUUUUGUCUUUAAAUUUUUAUUUCAAUAAAAUUCAUGUGGUUUCUAUGCAAA
This is a messenger RNA of Pteropus alecto (black flying fox), 4416 nucleotides long. It is a transcript of the gene ANGPT1, whose product is annotated as angiopoietin 1. The transcript has 9 exons. Gene Ontology annotation, biological process: Tie signaling pathway; angiogenesis. Bases 616 to 2025 code for a protein of 469 amino acids. Gene Ontology annotation, molecular function: receptor tyrosine kinase binding. Lineage: Eukaryota; Metazoa; Chordata; Mammalia; Chiroptera; Pteropodidae. The record is from RefSeq and is a predicted model, not a curated record.